AUGGCGUCAAGAGCCGAAGAAAUCGCUUCCCUUCUCCAGCGUGAGGGUAGCGGGCUCAGCCCGGACGAGUACGACGAAACGCCAGAGUCUGACGAGAUCAAGAGUCGCCGCGUAAAGGUCCUGUCAGACGUUGUCUCGGAGUGCAGAAAUCUGUGGUCGUCUGGUUCCGAAGACCUAGACGUCGUCGCACAGAAACUGGCCGAUGGUAGCCGCGAUGCUGCGUGGCGUGUUCCAUAUGGCCAGUCCGGUAUGCUGUCGCUGUUCCUGGAGGUCAUCGGCUCGCACUCGCUGCGACCGGCUCUGCAGUUUCACACUCUCCGUCUGAUUGGCAACUCGUGCGCCGACACGGACGAGAACCGUGCUCGGGUCAUCGACGGUGGCCAUCUCAAGGAUAUCAUCCGUCGUUUGCAGGAUGACACGGCGAUUCCCCUGGCUAUCCCCGUUCUCUACAAUGUCCUUGUUGACUACGAAUUGGCACAGAUUCAGGCCUCACAGGCCGGAUUAAGCACAAGCCUCGUGGAGCUGAUUGCUUCACCCAAGAUAACAGACUACGCCCCAUUCGUGUCUUACAUCUGCAAGAUCCUCGGGCUCCUGAUCACACAGGACGGCGAGGCAGAGAGGGCCAGUCCCCUCACCGUCAGGAACCUCCUCAGCCUGUGCCAGCAGCCCGAGUUCCGCGACGAGCCGUCCGACUUCAUCUCGCUCUCGGCCGCCGCAUCGGCGUACCUGGCUAGCGAGCCCUUCCAGAAGCGCAUGGUCGAGGACGCCGGCCAGCUGCUCCUGCUGCUCGACACGGUCCAGCACGCCAACACGGCUUUGGAGGUCGAGGAGCCCGACGAGGCAGAGUCCGUCAAGAGCCUGAGGGGCUCGCUGCACAAGAUCCUGGCCGACGUCACGGGCCUCGAUGAGUUCGGCCGGCACCACCCGCUGGGCACGCCCGUCCCCGAGACGCUCCUCUCGUGGCUCCGGGGGGGCAACACCCCGCUCCGGUCAGCAGCCUGCCUCGCCCUGGGCAACCUCUCCCGGUCCGACGAGACGUCAACGGCCCUGGUGGCCACCUACGAGGCCCACGUUCCACUCAUCGGGCUGCUGUCGGACCCUGCCACCGCUGACGCCCAGUCCCUCCAUGCCGCCAUGUCGUUCCUGAAGAACCUCGGCAUCCCGCCUGCCAACAAGCCCGUGCUCGGCCCCAUCCUCGACAGCCAGCGCAUGCCCCGCGUAUUCACCCUCGACACCAUGCCCCAGGUCCAGUACACGGCUGCGUCGCUCACGCGUCUACUGCUGGUCGACUGCCCCGAUAACGUGAGGCGGGUGUGCCAGCGCCAGCGUCAGCGCCGGACCGACGACGACCAUGACGAGGGCACCGUGGUCGCGUCCCUAUGCUCCCUCCUCAGCCGCACAGACGCGGAGCCUACCAAGAUGGAGGCUGCUCGCGCCGUGGCCACCCUGUGCCGCGUCCUGCACUCCAACCCCGUCCGAGCCAUCCUACCAGACUGGGAUGACCCCGACGGCGACGACGAGGGGGAUGACGACAGCAAACGUCGCGCCCGCUUCUACUCAGCCCACGACCUGGCCACCCCGCUAUCCUUCCUCAUCACCCAGCCAAAGUGGCCGUCCCUCCGCUCGGAGGCAUGGUUCGUCUUGGCACUCAUGUGCCGCUCCAGAGACGGGAGCCACGUCGUCUCAAAGAUCACGGCCGAUGACGAGGUCGCAAACAUGCUUGUCAAGGCCAUCACCGGUCGUCCCGCCUCAGAGGUCACACCCGCUAUCGGCGACGAGGAGAGGGAGAAGAAGGCCAUCGAGCCAGCAGCGGCGGAGGCGUCGGAGGCGGGGGCGGAGACCAUCACUUCCCCCGGUGUGCCUAAGCUCGAGCUGGAACCGCAGCAGAUUGACCCUAGACAAAAGGCCGGGAUGGCCCGCGUGGAUCGCGAGAACGCCAUUGUCAUGUGUCAGGAGAUGCUGCGUCACGGCGCCGACGAGUUGUCUGCUCAGAGGGUGAGUAUGUGGCAGGGCUUGAUCAAGGAGGGGACAGAGGCGAUUGUGACGGAACGAAGUGCCAAGUAG
Geosmithia morbida is the source of this 2064-nucleotide messenger RNA. Its product is annotated as GTP binding protein. The record is from RefSeq and is a predicted model, not a curated record. Lineage: Eukaryota; Fungi; Ascomycota; Sordariomycetes; Hypocreales; Bionectriaceae. Gene Ontology annotation, cellular component: cytosol. Gene Ontology annotation, molecular function: guanyl-nucleotide exchange factor activity. Bases 1 to 2064 code for a protein of 687 amino acids. Gene Ontology annotation, biological process: positive regulation of GTPase activity. The transcript has 3 exons.